AUGUUAGAGAAUCAAAUAGCUCAACAGGCUAGCUCUUCAAAUAGUAAAGCUUAUGGGGAGCUUCCUAGCCAACCUGAGAAUCCAAGGGAGCAGUGCAAUGCUGUUACUUUAAGAAGUGGAAAGGUAAUGGGGGAAGAACACAAAAUUGAAGUAAAGUUGAAAGAAAAGAAAGAUGAGUGUGAGAGUGAAUCCACUUCAACUAAAGCUAAAGCUAGUAACGAAGCAAAUGAAGAGAAAGAAGAUAAAAAGAAAAUAGAAGAGAAAUAUGUGCCUCCUGCACCAUACAAGCCACCAUUGCCCUUUCCUCAGAGGUUGGAAGAUUAUGAAACUGUUGCACUUACUGAGGAGUGCAUUGCUAUAUUGCAGAACAAGCUGCCACCUAAGCUGAAAGAUCCUGGAAGUUUUUCCAUACCAUGUCACAUUGGAGAAAUAAGUAUUGAGAGAGCAUUAUGUGACUUGGGGGCUAGUGUUAACUUGAUGCUCCUUUCCAUAUGUGAGAAGUUAAAGGUUGGAGAUCUAAAGCCCACAACUAUUUCUUUGCAGUGA
Hevea brasiliensis (rubber tree) is the source of this 546-nucleotide messenger RNA. RefSeq lists its product as uncharacterized. Bases 1 to 546 code for a protein of 181 amino acids. The transcript has 2 exons. The record is from RefSeq and is a predicted model, not a curated record. Lineage: Eukaryota; Viridiplantae; Streptophyta; Magnoliopsida; Malpighiales; Euphorbiaceae.